This is a messenger RNA of Strongylus vulgaris, 435 nucleotides long. The record is from the annotation of a GenBank genome assembly. Lineage: Eukaryota; Metazoa; Nematoda; Chromadorea; Rhabditida; Strongylidae.
GACAACGACCUUAACAACAGCGGCGGUAUCAGCUUCCGCGAAUUCACUAAUUUCACUCUGAAUCUUAUGAAUUUGAACCGUGCAGAGCUUGAGCGAAUUUUCCUCGCUGGUGAUGUAGACCGUAACAGUGAGUUGGAUGGGGACGAAUGUAUCCCAAUGAGAGCUACUCUUCGAAAAACUCUACAAGAAAUGGGUGAUUUAUUGCACAAGAAGUAUGAUAGCAACAAUGAUGGAAAGUUAUCCGGGGAUGAAGCCGUUUUUCUGGCUAGGAACGAGUUCGGAUUAUCUGACAGUGACGCUACAAAAGAAUUUACGUUGUCUGACCAGAACGUUGACCAUUGGAUCGCCCCUGGGGCAGAAAUGUCCGAACUGAUGCUAAACCUGAGAGCGAGACAAGUUAUUGGCGGAGGGACUGCAUUAUCAGUAGGGAAAUAG